UUCAGCUUCACCGUGCAGCCAGUGCGGACGGCGGCUGACGUUUUCUUAGGGUUAACAUAACAUAACAAAAGCGCCGUUGAAUCCAUAUCGAAGGGUUUAGAUUCUUAGGGUUUAUUGAGAGAGAGAGAGAUGGGGAAGACCGAAAAGACGACGUUAGGGCGAUCCCUGGUGAAGCACCACAACCAUAUGAUUCAAGAAUCCAAAGACAAAGGCAAGUACUACAAGAAUCUCCAGAAGAAGGUUCUCGAAUCCGUCACCGAGGUCAGCGACAUCGACGCCAUCAUCGAGCAGGCUGAGGAGGCAGAGCGUCUUUUCACCAUUAACCACAGCAACACCACACCUUUGCCCAUCAAUCUAGACACAAAUUCCAGCUCAAGUACUGUAGCUGCUGAAGAAUGGAGAGAGCAGCAGAAGAUAGAAGAGGCUUUACACGCCAGUAGUCUUCAAGUGCCCCGAAGACCUCCUUGGACACCCGAAAUGUCAGUGGAAGAACUUGAUGCUAAUGAAAAACAAGCUUUUCUGAGUUGGCGCCGAAUGCUUGUGAGGCUCGAGGAAAAUGAAAAGCUUGUGUUGACUCCAUUCGAGAAGAACCUCGACAUCUGGAGACAGCUUUGGCGAGUUCUUGAACGUAGUGAUUUGAUUGUUAUGGUAGUUGAUGCUAGAGAUCCAUUGUUUUACCGUUGCCCUGAUCUCGAGGCAUAUGCUCGAGAAAUCGAUGAGCAUAAGAAAAUAAUGCUUCUAGUUAACAAGGCAGAUCUUUUGCCUCCUUAUGUCAGGGAGAAAUGGGCAGAAUAUUUCCGCCUAAACAACAUUCUGUUUGUCUUCUGGUCAGCCAUAGCUGCUACAGCUGCCCUAGAAGGUAAAGUCUUGAAAGAGCCAUGGAGAAAACCGGAUAACUUUCAGAAGACAGAUGAUCCAGAAGUCGUGAUAUAUGGCAGGGACGAGCUGUUGAGCCGUUUACAAUAUGAGGCUCAAGAGAUUGUCAAAGUGAGGAAUUCUAGUGAAUCUCAACGUGAGAAUGCUGUGGUUGGUUUUGUUGGGUACCCAAAUGUGGGAAAGAGUUCUACGAUCAACGCAUUGGUGGGUCAGAAGCGAACCGGUGUCACCUCUACACCAGGAAAGACAAAGCAUUUCCAGACUUUGAUCAUCUCUGAUGAGCUUAUGCUAUGCGAUUGUCCUGGUUUAGUCUUCCCUUCGUUCUCAAGCUCGAGAUAUGAGAUGAUUGCUAGUGGUGUACUUCCGAUUGAUAGGAUGACAGAGCACCGUGAAGCUAUCCAGGUGGUGGCUGACAAAGUCCCACGCCAUGUCAUCGAGAGUGUCUACAACAUUUCUCUUCCUAAACCCAAACCUUAUGAGCGUCAGUCGCGUCCGCCUCUUGCUGCAGAGCUUUUGAGAGCUUACUGUGCUUCUCGUGGCUACGUUGCCUCUAGUGGACUACCUGAUGAAACGAAAGCAGCGAGGCUGAUUCUAAAAGAUUACAUUGGAGGUAAGCUUCCACAUUUUGCAAUGCCACCUGGAAUGAGCCUAGGUGAGGAAUCGAAGAUAGAUGAAAGUCAAGGCACCGGAGCUGUAGAAGGCUCUGAUUCCGAAGACUCUGACGUAGGAGAUGAGACGGAGAGUGAGCAAGCUCCUGGUAUUGGUGAGGUUCUAGAUGAUUUGAGCUCUUUUGAUCUUGCAAACGGGCUUGCGUCUUCAAAGAAAGUGACAGUGAAGAAGCAAACGGCUUCACAUAAACAGCACAAAAAGCCGCAGAGGAAAAAGGAUCGGAAUUGGAGGGUUCAAAACACAGAGGAUGGAGAUGGAAUGCCUUUGGUUCGAGUUUUCCAGAAACCGGCUAACACAGGGCCUCUCAUGAUGCGAUGAUCAUCAUAUUGUAAUCAUCAUCCGAGCAAAAGAUUUCCCAAAAGUUUAUGUGAUACAGAUAGUGGAUUGGCAAACCUAAGGUUCUUACGUUGUUUUUUUUUGUUUGUUAUAUCCCAACAGUUGAACAUUUCGCGGAUUUCUUUAAAACAAAAACAAUAAACAUGUCGCGGUUUUCGAGUCAA
This is a messenger RNA of Eutrema salsugineum, 2045 nucleotides long. RefSeq names its product GTPase LSG1-2. The record is from RefSeq and is a predicted model, not a curated record. Gene Ontology annotation, cellular component: cytosol. Gene Ontology annotation, molecular function: GTP binding; GTPase activity. The transcript has 7 exons. Bases 130 to 1863 code for a protein of 577 amino acids. Lineage: Eukaryota; Viridiplantae; Streptophyta; Magnoliopsida; Brassicales; Brassicaceae.